This is a messenger RNA of Oncorhynchus keta (chum salmon), 3470 nucleotides long. RefSeq names its product cytospin-A-like. The coding region runs from base 474 to 2312 and encodes 612 amino acids. The record is from RefSeq and is a predicted model, not a curated record. The transcript has 11 exons. Gene Ontology annotation, molecular function: protein binding. NCBI's taxonomy places the organism in Eukaryota, Metazoa, Chordata, Actinopteri, Salmoniformes, Salmonidae.
AAUUAACGUCUCUUUCACCGAUGCUAUUAUUUUCCCUGCGUUCACCAAAAAGAUCCGUUCGCGAACGACCAAAUCACUAUUGCAUGCAAAUAGAAGAGCGCAAUUAUGCUCCUAGUGGCCACCGCCAGAACUGAGAGCUUACUGUAUCAGAGCAGAAUGGAGGAAAGUUAGGUGAAGUUGAUAACGAUGAAGAUGCAUUAAGUUCUGUUAUAAAAUACUUGUCACAUUACAUAUUGGGGGUUCUCAUGAGAGAAACAAGUGUAUAGGUCUACUUCACCUUGAACAAGCGGAGUUGGUGCGUUUGGCUACAUCAUCCUCUUCCGUGGUACGCACUCCCCGCAUUGACAAAGAGGACAGAUCCAGUGCGCGGUAGGCUACAGCGGGAAGGUAGGUCUCCUCUGCAGCCUCAGCUCUGUCCAGAGAGCCAAGAAAGGCCAGGGCCACUGGCGUGUUGUCUACUUUCCCACUGCAUCAUGGGUAACUUCUCCAGCAAGGACAGCCAUGGACCCACAGGGCCCAACUUGGAUGUGUUCCACACCCCCCCUACUUCUCCAGUGACCUCCACCCUGCCUGCUCUCACUCAGAUCACACCCUUUACACCAGGCCAGCCGGUCCCAGCCACAGCUCCGGCCCAAGCUCCAGCCCUAAGUGGGAAGAGACUAAUACCCUCCCUGCCUGUCAGCCCAGGCUACUCUGUGAUUGGUCCUGGGCUUAUCUCCCUGCAGGGAAAGACAGGAAGUGAUGCAGCAGCGCCUGAAAGGCGGGUUGUGAUGGGGUGUAAUGGAGGACCCACCUGCUCUACUCCCAGGAGUCCUGUAUCCCAGGGGAAUAGCUCAAUGAUUAGCCCCACCAAGAGUCUUCCAUCUCUGGAUAGCCCCUUGUUUUCAGCCGGCCCGGUCAGCCCCUCUGACCAUAGCUGGAAGGAAAAGGACAGUGGACUGAGCACAUCCAUGCUGGAGGUCCGUAGGACUGCAGACAACCAGGGAGAGCUGGAGAGAUUGGUGGAGGAGUGUAGGACAGCACUGGGUCUCAGCCCCAGUCAGUAUGCUGCUCUGAGCAGCGUGGGUAAGAGCAGCACAUACUUAGAUGUAUUGAAGCAUCUGCUAGUGGAACGUCAGACGUUGACCGUAGAGGUCCAGAGUCUGAGGGAGACUAUGCAGACUGAGAGAGGGGAGUGGCAGCAGUUCCAGUCUGACCUGCAGGUGGCAGUAGCGGUGGCCGACCGGCUGAGGGCCGAGGCCGAAGAGGAACUGAGCGUGCUCAGAACGGCUCAGAAGGAUACAGAGCGAGAGCUGGCGGCAGCCCAGCAGAGAUGGGAAGAGACUGAUGGGCAGCUGGUCAUCCUGCGAGGAGAGCUGAAGGAGAGCAGGCAGAGACUGGCCCACCUCACCCAGAACCAGGGGCCAGGACAGGCCAAGACCCAGGGCAAGGAGGGUACCACUGGGGAGAUCAGCACACCUGAGCACCAGGAGGGAAGCCACCGGGGCAGGGAGAGGGGAAUCAGCAGGGUGGGCCAAGGAGGAGAUGGAGAUAUGGGGAAGAGGAGCCAGGAAGAAGUGAAUAAGAAUGUGGUUGUGGAAGAGGCUAGGACAGACACUAAGGUCGUGGCCAACCGGUACUUGAUGAAGGUGACCAAUGAGGAGAGGAGUGCAGAGGAGGGGUGUGAUGUGAGGGAGACGCGACGUAUGCUCGCACAGGAGAGGUCAAGAAGCCUUUCCAGACUACCCGCGUCUUCAGACUCUCCCACGGUACAGAAUGGAACAUCCCAGUCCAAUACUGCCACAAUAGUUGGGUCUACAUUCAAGAACCAAAGCCAAACCAGAGGAAGAAGAGAGUUGGAAAGGCAAGGCAGCUGGUCCAGCACUCACACCGGGAUACAGGAGGAGGCAUUGAACCAGUACAACUCUGCCCUGACAGACCUGCCCCCGAACAAGGCUUCUAAGACCAGGUCUCAGGACAGCUUCAGUUUGCUGCUGCGCCGCCAUGGCGGCUCCAAGAGGAACUCUCUGCUGCGCUGGUGUCAGAACCGCACUCAGGGCUACAAGAAUAUUGACAUCACUAACUUCAGCAGUAGCUGGGCAGAUGGUCUGGCCUUCUGUGCUCUGUACCACACCUACCUCCCCUCACGUAUUCCCUACUGCACCCUUAGCCCUGACAGCAAGAGGGAGAACCUCAGCCUGGCAUUUAAGACUGGAGAGAAUGUUGGAAUCACAACAUUACUUACCAUGGAGGAGAUGCUGAGGGCUGGAGGACCAGACUGGCAAAGGGUUCUGGGAUAUGUGGAGAGCAUGUACCAUCACUUUGAGAUGUAAUGACUGUGUAUGAGGGAAGCCUCGGAGGGGGUUACAGUUCACUACUACUGGUUGAAGGAGAGGGAGUGUAACUCGCCCUUCUACUAGCUGAGAUGGUCAUUAGCCAGGUUUCCAUCCAACCAAUUAAUGUGGAUGAAUUGCCUGACGCAUGAAAAUGACCGGGUUGAUGGAAAGAGGAAAUGUUGGUACAAUUUCAUACAUUUCGACAGGCAAGUUUUGUUCAACAUGGUGGGAUACUUUUGCGUCGGUACAAUUAAUUACGCGAGAAAUGGUGUUAAACACCUUUUGUGUUCUAAUAUUGAUAUAAUAAUCAAUCAAUCAAUCAUUAUGAACUUCACAGGGGGGGGUGAAAGUGCACUGUGAUAAGCUUGAUGCUCCUUUCCAAUACAUUUCGAGGGUCUUAUUCUGAUUGAUGCUUGGCUGCUGUUUUGACAAAUAAUCUCGAUCUUACCCAUAAUAAUCUCAUCAUGUAGGCCUAGGCUAGCCUAUACCCGCACUGUGUCUGCCAGCUGUUAGCUAGCACACACGUGCCAAAACCAGAGUGGGUACUUUUGCUAUGUAACGCAACAGUUUUUGAACAAAACCAUCGGUAGAGUUGAAAAUGCAAUGGGAAACCCAUUACUUUUUAAAAUUCAGUACAUGGGAGUUUAAGCGCAAAAUAUAUUUUUAUAUGUACUAAGGUCAUCACGCACAGCAUGUAAUCCGCAACAAGUCAGUUUGAUGGAAACACGUCUGUGGUGAGAAAAUGUGCCUAUUGAUUUUAGAAUAUUCACAUGAAAAUCUGUGGCCAAUUGGAUGGAAACCUAGCUAGUGAUUGGCAUCUCGUGAAAGUAAGUGUUUGUUGGCACAACAGAGCCCCGUUGUGGUCAGGAAUGCAGGUGCCCUUUUUUUCAGCAGUACCUUCUUAAGCUGCUGCUUUGUGUACAGUGCCUUUUUUUAAUAUCAGUUUUCCAUUCCAAUGACUCAUGUUUUCUAUCAGUUUUUAGCACUCUGUAAAUAUGCACUUUUAUAAGCACUUUGAUGAUUGUAAUUUAAAAGGAAAGGAAUGCAUAUAUAUAUACAGUCUGUCUUGCAAUCCGUGGAUGCUUAUAUGUAACUAAAAUGUGAUCGCUGACUACGUUGCCAAAGACGCAGAAUAAAUAAAAUUGUCAAUAUAAA